Exophiala oligosperma is the source of this 1941-nucleotide messenger RNA. RefSeq lists its product as uncharacterized. Gene Ontology annotation, biological process: secondary metabolic process. The record is from RefSeq and is a predicted model, not a curated record. Gene Ontology annotation, molecular function: CoA-ligase activity. The transcript is spliced from 2 exons. The coding region runs from base 199 to 1851 and encodes 550 amino acids. Lineage: Eukaryota; Fungi; Ascomycota; Eurotiomycetes; Chaetothyriales; Herpotrichiellaceae.
UUACCUCGUUUACCAGAAACUAAUACUCUGUAACUAGAUCUGUCAUCAAAGCUCAAGAGAUAUUUCAUACACAUUUUGAACCUUUUACUCCUUAACCUCUGCUCGUCCUUUUUUCCUUACAUUGUCACUGUCUGUCUGUACGGAGUACGGACGUCCCCACAGUAUCAUUCGACCACCGACCGCAGUAUCUCUGGUACCAUGGUUUUCUUCAAAGCUACACCGGCACCUGAAUUGCCCACGAAGGACAUCCUAUCUUGGAUCUUUGACGCCCCUGACUACGAUGUGAACAAACCGAUCCUCGUCGAUGCCUCCAAAACAGAGCGAUUCAUCUCACACCUCCACGCCCGUACGACCAUCCGCAAAUUGAUAGCGGGACUUCGUCACAUGGGCGUGCGGCGGGGGGAUUGUGUCAUUGUGCACUCGUUCAACGACAUCUACUACACCCUCCUCGUGUUGGCCAUCAUCGGGUCCGGGGCCAUCUUCGCGGGGACGAAUCCGGGAUACACCCCACUCGAACUUCAACACCACGUCAAGAUCACCCAGUCCAAAUUCCUCAUUUGCGAACCGGAGUUGCUCCCUUCGUUGCUGCAAGCCGCGAAGGGGACCGGAAUCCCGGUCUCCCGUAUCCGCAUCUUCGACACCCAACCCGGUCAGACCUGUCCGGACGGGCUUCUGGGUUGGAACGACCUCCUGCGGCACGGAGAGUCGGAUUGGGUACGAUUCGACCACCCGGAGACGUGCGCAGACACCACGGCGGCUCGUCUGACGAGUUCCGGAACGACGGGCCUCCCCAAGGCGACCAUGACCUCUCACCUCAACCUGAUAGCCCAGCACGAAUUGGUCUAUGGGAUCGCCAGUCCCAAACGACCCUAUGAGGUUGUCAACCUCUUCGCCGCGCCCAUGUUCCACGCCGCCGUCGGCCCGCGCGUGCACACGACGGCGCUCAAGAACGGCGAGAGGUCGUACGUCAUGCGCCGUUUCGAACUGGAGCCGUUCCUGGCGAACCUGGAAAAAUACCAAGUGACCGAACUGUACAUCGUCUCGGCCAUGGCCGUGGCCAUCUGCAUGUCCCCCCUCAUCGAAAGGUACUCUCUGAAGUCGGUCCGACAGGCGUUGGCCGGCGCGGCGCCGCUGAGCAAGGAAACCCAAGCGGGGAUCCGGAAAUACAUGAGGCCCGACGCGCCCUUCACCCAGGUCAUGGGCAUGACCGAGAGCACUUGCAUCCUCACCUGGUUCGACUACCCGGAGGACGACGUGACGGGGUCGGUGGGUCGGGUGAGGCCCGGCAUCGACGUGAAACUGGUCGACGACGAGGGCAAAGACAUUUCCGGUUACGACGUCACGGGGGAACUGUGCAUCAAGGGGCCCACGGUGAUCAAGGAGUACUUCAACAACCCGGCGGCCAACGCCGAGACUUUCGACGCCGACGGCUUCUUCCACACGGGGGACGUCAUGUACUGCGACGGCCGCACGAAACUGUGGUACAUUGUCGACCGCAAAAAGGAGAUGAUCAAGGUGCGGGGGUUUCAGGUCGCCCCUCCCGAGAUAGAGGGCGUGUUGCUGACGCACCCGGACAUCGUCGACGCCGCCGUCAUCGGAGUCUCCGCGCGGAGCGAGAUCGACGGCGAAGUGCCGCGCGCCUACGUCGUGCGCAGACCGGGCGUGAAGGAGCCAGAUCUGACCGAGAGGGAUGUCGUCGAGUACGCCGGCAAAGCGCUGUCCAAGUACAAGCGCCUCGAAGGCGGUGUGAAGUUCGUGGAUGCGAUACCCAAAAACGCCUCGGGUAAGAUCCUGAAGAGGAUCCUGAGAGACGAGGCGAAGAAAGAGACGACCGGCACUGCCAAGAUUUGAUUUUUUGGUCUCUGUGAGUGGUCGUAAGCGGAGUACCUCGAGUACUCUGCCCUUGCAAUAUUAUUCGAGCCAAGGACUUUUGGAUGGUUG